Lytechinus pictus (painted urchin) is the source of this 5300-nucleotide messenger RNA. RefSeq names its product vesicle-associated membrane protein-associated protein A-like. Gene Ontology annotation, biological process: endoplasmic reticulum membrane organization. NCBI's taxonomy places the organism in Eukaryota, Metazoa, Echinodermata, Echinoidea, Temnopleuroida, Toxopneustidae. Gene Ontology annotation, molecular function: FFAT motif binding. The transcript has 6 exons. The record is from RefSeq and is a predicted model, not a curated record. Bases 170 to 895 code for a protein of 241 amino acids. Gene Ontology annotation, cellular component: endoplasmic reticulum membrane; plasma membrane.
AAUUCUGUGUAGUGUUAGAUCUAUGGCCGACGUGUACUAACUUUGAUCACCGGUGACGGGAUAGGCGUUUUAUCUUGCGAAGUUCUGCUUGGUCGUAAUAUUUUUCUUUAUCUUCAUCACCAUAAUCUUCUUGCCCUAUCGCUCCAACAGUUAGACGAAUAUCACAGCAAUGUCGAAGCCAGAUCAACUCCUAACGAUCAAACCACCCACGGAACUCCGUUUCCGAGGUCCAUUUACCGAUGUUGUCACAUCUGAGCUGACUCUCUCAAAUCCUUCUGAUAAAAUCCUCUGUUUCAAAAUCAAAACAACAGCUCCAAGGAGGUACUGUGUGAGGCCAAACAGUGGAGUAAUGGUCCCCAAUCAAAAUGUCACUGUUUCAGUAAUGUUACAACCAUUUGAUUUUGAUCCAAAUGAGAAGAACAAGCACAAAUUCAUGGUGCAAUCCAUCAUCAUACCAAAGGCAGAUAUCGACUUGGAAGCAGUGUGGAAAGCAUCAGAUAUAGCAACAGUAAUGGACACAAAACUCAAGUGUGUUUUUGAAUGGCCAGCAAACCAAGCUCCUGCACCAGUGUCACAAGAAAAGGCUGAAGCAGCUGCACCAGAGAACAAACCCAUCAAAUCUACUGCUCCCCAAGCUGGAGAGGAGAAAUUAGAGAUGAGGGAUUUAGAUACAGUGGUACAAGAAUGCAAGCAACUCAGGAGAGAAGUUGGCAGCUUACGGGCAGAAAACACACAACUAAGGACGGACGGCGUGAGGCAACGGAGAGUUGAGGGCGGCCAACCAAUGAAAACAGUAUCACCCACAGUCACAGAGACGAAACCCAUGCUGCCUUCCACAAUGAUCAUCCUGGCAAUUUUCAUCUUGGGUUUUCUUAUUGGUAAAUAUCUCUUCUGAGACAGGUCAUAGGUCAUCCAUAGAGGUGGAUGAAAUAAGCUAGAGUGCUGACUCGUAAUAGCGCACACGGAGCUGCGCUGUGCCGACCAUGUAAACCGGCCGCCAUCACCAGACCGGGCAACUGUACCUGCCUGGUCGCAUCAUGUAGUACACAGCUGGUAGUCAUAUUUUCAAGGAUUCUGAACAUUGUCUUUAGAAUCUGAUUUUUACUGCUAUUUCCCCUAUUUUUGAGGGUGCUGAACACGAAUAUGUAUUUUACCAAAUAUAUAAAUGACGUCUUCGGUCGUUGCCAUGGCAACAGAUUAACUUAUCAAAAAUCACAUAUAUUUCCCUAUGAUGGUAGAUAAACAUGGUAUAAAUGCCCCAAUCUUUCAGUUUUUUUUCCAAUUUAAUAAAAAAUAAUACUUCUAUAUUUUAUAUUUGGUAACAAGCAUAUUCGUGUUCAGCACUCUCGAAUAGGGGAAGUAGAACAAAAAAUCAGAUUUUUAUAUUUUUUAAGAAUCCUUGAAAAUUAUGACUGGGAGCUGUGUACUAUAUGAUGUGACCGGGCAGGUACAGUUGCCCGGUUUGGUAAUGGCGGACGAUCUCCAGGGUCGGCGCGCGAUUUGUCAGCGCUCUAGCUUAUUUUAUCCACCUCUAUGAGGUCAUCUUGUACAAAGCUGUUUGGAUGGUGAUGGGAAAGAGAAAACAAAAGUGUAAAAAAUUAUAUAUUGCUUCAAAUGAAAGAAAAACUGUCUCUCUUAAUUUGAUUUAAGAAUUGGAUAAAUACUGAUGUUUCCAGAUGGUAGGUUAGUAGGUCUUUAAUACAUUUGGAUCUCUGAAGUGUAACAUGGGUGAUGGUGCUGGUUCUAAUAUUAUUUGUUCAUAUCAUAUAAAAAGAGAAUUUUAAUACAAGAUUCUCGUAUGAGAUGAAGUCAAACUGAAAAUGGGCUUUUAAUUUGUGUUGCGACUUCUUGUCACAUUUAUGCAUACAAGAGAAUAGAAAUAUAAGUGGUGAGGAUUUAAUGUAUCGAUUUCCUAUGACAUCCUUAUGUGAAUUGGGAUGUUUGGUACUUGCAGGUCAAUUUUGAUGAGAUUUAUCUGAAAUUGCAUAAUGCUCCGGUGGUUAUGAGAACUUCUAUGGAGAUUAUUUGCUUCAGUUUACGUUUUGAUUCAAUUUCGAAUGUGUUUUCCUUAUUUCUAUGCUUACAAAUAUAAAAAGCAAUUACUUCUUCCCUUAUAUUUACACAUUGCAACAUGACAUAGUCCCUACAUGUACAUCAGUAUACUUCAUUUAUUUCUAACGUAUAUAGUAUUCUCUUGUUUUGUAACCGAUACACAAUAUAGCUUUGUUUGGUACGUCAUCUGAAUUCUUUAGAAUGUCUUAUUACAAUAUUGAAGGUAGCAUAUCUCAAAUGCCUCAUGGAACAGAUUCCUAUCGGUACUUGAUUCAAACAGUUAUCUCAUCACAUUUUGAUGUGUUGUGCUCUUUUUUGUUUUAAGAUGCCUUCUGUGACUUAGAGUGGGAAUAAGGGCAGUUACUGCGGAAUCAUGUAUUAAAGCAUAAAAAUAACCAUCUGGGUCCCUUAACACAAAGGUUAGCAAUUCUCGCUACCCCAAAUAGGAACAAAAAUCUCAUAAUGCGCGAGACAAGAUAAUUUUCACUUCGUCGGGUCGUCAUCACCACUUCCGGAUCAGAGUUAUGCUCGCGCGAGGUUCGCGAUACUGAGUUUUCCACCACGCUGAAAUCGAUGCCAAUCAGCAUAAUAUUUACAGAUUAUAAUACUUUUUAUCUAAUUUGGUCAGUUUUGAUUCCAUUUGAAUUAUAAAUAGAAAUAAAAAAUAUAUUUCACGUGAAAAUGUGAAAGAGAGGGUUGUGAUCACGAACUUUCCGAGCGAAAGCGACGUUGUGUUGUUGUGCAUGACGGCACUGUUGAUCUGAAUGGCAAAACAGUGCAUUGGACUUCCGAUCAGGAAGUUGUAAUACCGAAAAGCUAUCCCAUAAUGCAAUGCGCGUUACAGGGAUUUUCCCGGAUCUUGGCGAAAUCGCUAUUUGGGGUAGCGAGAAUUAAUUGUACACUUGAUUUUCACGAUUGUACAUUGUAGUCAAUGGAAUCAUUGCUAAGUUUUGUGUUACGGGCUCCCGAUUGUGAUUUUCUUUUGCAUGGUCAGCCCCCCCCCCCCACUUUCAAAACUGUUCUGCGGCCCUGAAACGACCUCAGAUUGUUGGUUUUGUUCGCAAACCCAGCAAAUCUCAAAAACUUUAUUUUGAUGGGAAUAAGUUUUAUUGACUUCCAUUAGUAAGAUGUCGGUCUCACUUUGGUCAGGUGAUAAUUUUUCAGGUGUAAUUUUUACUAUCCCUUCAAAAAGGAACAACAUUGCUUACUAAGCGAGCAGUGAAAGUACACCUUGAUAUAUCACUGUCAUUAAAGCUAAGAUUGAUUAACGUAGGUUGAAGGUUAUAAAACAAUAUAUAUAUCUGUCUUCAUACUUGUAUAGGAGACCAUGCAUGUACUAAAAUUUAUUCAAUUUUUUUGGGGAGCAUCCAUGUACUGUUCAUGCCUAUGAAAAAUUGAAUAAGUUUGAAUAUAGCAGUAUUUGAGAUUUCUGAAUCCUCUUAAAGGGCCAUUCAGACAUUUCAUUAGAGAACUUCUUAGAAAUUAUAAGAAGUUAACUGUAAGUAAUGGAUGCACAAAGCAAAGCAAUGUAUAAAAUGACGAUGCAGCAUAUGUGAUAUAUACAGAUAGGAUUUGUUUGUUUCAUAUGUUGAGAUGUACAGAUCAUCAGAUUAUUUUCUGUCUGUCCUUUUAUUUAUUAUUCUUUAAUAGGAGCUAUUCAAUCUUGCUUCAUUGUAAGGAAUUAUACAUGCAUAUCAAUAUUUGAUAUUGGAACAAUGCUAGUAGAAGACACACACAUUAUUUGGGUUUGGAAUGUAACACAAAUCUCUUGUUGAAUACCGGUAGAAACUGUAUCAUAAAAAAAUAAUGAAUAGAACAUGAAAAAAGGUUUGUAUAUUAUUGCUAUGUACAUAUAUCCAUGUAUUGCCAUAACUGAAGAUAUGUGUAGGUUUGAUUAGACCAAUGAUAAUUGAUGUUAUCAAACAUACCAAAAUCCCCAUGGUCUCAGACGCUUCUCAGAAAGAUUAAUGAGCACUUGACCAUGGGGGCUGUACAAAGAUAGUAUUUUGUUAUGUUGAUUUCAUUUCAAUUUUUUAUCGUUUAUUUUUAUCAAGUCUUGCGUCGGUCUUUUCUGUUUAUUUUCUUCGUGUUAUCUUGUGUUGUAUGUCCAAUCCUCUUUGUGGUAAAUAUUUUACCCAAUGUAAACUUGUCAGAGCAGCAUUUACAUUUUCUUGAAAUUUUAUAUUACGAUCUUAGCUUCAAUAUCAAUGCUUGCAUAUGUUAAUAUUAGACGUUCUUGCAAUUUCAUGAUAUUUUCUGAUCAGGUUUAACUAAUACAUGGAUAAUUUCCUAUAUUCUGUGCUUCGUACAAGUUUGGGAAAGUGGCGGAUAUGUAGGUUUACAUUAUGUGCAUUGUUUGAUAUUGAAAAUACAUAGAGGAAUGUAGAGUACAUCAAGGUUUCGUCUAGAUAUUAAUGUAGAAUGUUUAGUUAGAAGUUAUGACCCAAAGACUAUAUUCAAUAUGAGUGGGUAUUAUUUAGCUAUUAUAUGUGAAAUAACAAGCCCUGUUCAUUAUUUUACCCUGUAUAAAACUACAUAUGGGAAUGCCACUAUAUAUUAGCCCAUUUUCAUAUUAUUCAAAGUAAUUGUUUAAAGUAACUAUUAUGGAUAUGAUCCUUUAGUCAAAUUACCCAGGUUGUAUUUACCUAUAUUUGUGGUUUUUAUGUUAAAUACUAUAGAAAGUCUGUAUGGUUUCAUUUUAUUUUGCCUAUAACAUUAUGUUUUCUCUAUUUUAUAAUAAGCACGGAUUGCUUUUGCUUCUUUUCAUGUCUUUGUAAUGUACAUGUGAUAACAUUUGGUAUUCCGUUACAUUUAAUGUUCAUAGGCGGCAUUGUGUAAAGACAAAAAGCCAGAUGUCUAAAUUUUCUUAAGAAACGGUAUGUAUGUAGUUAAUGUAAUAUAAAAAAUAUUAUAAUUAAUGAGAGUUGUGUUAAUGCUCAUCCAAAUGUGUUGAUAGCAUAUAACACAAUGUGUACAAUUAAAUUAAAAAAUGUUAUUCUAUUUAAGUUUAUAUAUAGCAUAAUCCCAAUGAAAAAAAGAAGAUCCCAAUAAGAAUAGACUGAGAUUGAACUUGUGUACAUGUAUGAAGUCUUUAUGGUCUGAAGCAAGCGCAUCACUGUUAACAAUUUCCAUAAUAUUCUUUUCUAAUUUUUCCAUUAUCUCUCACCCUAUGUAGCUGUAGUGUUGUAGUAUUGCCCAUGAAUAUCGUUUAGAAUAAAGCAAUCAAUUCUCUUGUAAAAUUCCAAUAA